Molecule: messenger RNA, 1845 nt
Organism: Drosophila pseudoobscura
Lineage: Eukaryota; Metazoa; Arthropoda; Insecta; Diptera; Drosophilidae
Gene: Vajk3
Product: Vajk3
Exons: 3
Coding region: 157-1383 (408 amino acids)
Source: RefSeq, a predicted model, not a curated record
UUAAAAUUUAUUUAAGUGUGUAUUUUUUAUUAUCCCAAAUUGAUUUCAGGGCAAAUUUGCACUCAUAUUUUAUGCGGCACUUCCAAGACGACUGCUCGCUCUACCCACACAUGCACAGCCGAGCCGCCUUUGCCGUUGUAUUGGUGGCACACUCGUAUGUCUGUGUCGGUAGUGGUGGGCGCUUCCGCUUGCAGCUUUCCGAGUCACCCGCACACAACCAAAGCGCACCAAUACAGCGGAGCGGCUUGCCAAGCCGGGCCACUUCGAGUAGCGAGCUUUCGAGAGAGCGAUUCGAUGCGAUGGCUUCGAAAAGCUUUUGGUAACCGCUCGACGGCUGGGACUUGGCUGCGUUUUCAGUUUCGUUUUGACACAAAACCUCUUUGGGGGUAUAAAAGCGCGCCACUGACCACAGACAGCAUCCAGUCAGAGGUUUGGAAUCGCUUGGGAUUCUACAAUCCUUACACAGUAUAUUUCGAUAGUAUUUCUGCGCUACUUCCUUGGCAAGUCCCAACACUCUCCACUAUGAAAGUUUUCAUCUGCCUAGCCGCUCUGCUGGUGGCAUCCGCCUGCGCCAGUAAAACCGAAGGCGAGAAGGUGCCUCUGGAGAAGAAACUGGACAAGCGCGGCCUGCUCGACCUGGGAUACGGCUACGGACACGCCGGUCUGGAUGUCGGCUAUCUGGGACACGGUUCCGUUGCCGGACAUGGCUAUGGCCAUGGCUAUGGACUGACUGGACACUCUGCUCCCGCCGCCAUUGCCGUGGGACACAGCGGCCCCGCCUACUCCAUUGGACACAGCGGCCCCGCUGUUGCCGUCCACCACGCCCCCGCUCCUUAUGUGAUCAGCAAGCAGGCCGAUGUGCACAAGACCAUCACUAUCACCAAGGGCAUCCCAGUACCAGUGCACGUGGACCGCCCCUAUCCUGUUGUGCACGAGAAGCGCGUGCCUGUCGAAGUCAAGGUUCCCGUGCCUCAGCCCUACGAAGUGAUCCGAAAGGUGCCAGUCACCGUCAAGGAGUACGUUAAGGUCCCUGUUCCGGUGCCCCAGCCCUACGAGGUUAUCCGCCACGAGAAAUACCCUGUCCAUGUGCCAGUCGAUCGUCCAGUUCCCGUUGAGGUGCCAAGGCCGUACCCCGUUCCAGUGGCCAAGCCCUAUCCGGUGUACGUGGAGAAGGCCGUCAAGGUGGCCGUUCCCGUCCAGGUCGACCGCCCGUACCCAGUUUACGUGAAGGUGCCUGUCGUCUCCCACUCCGUGGUGAAGCACGCCCCCACCGUUGCAGUCAGCAGCUAUCCCGUGCACGGCUAUCCCGUCAGCAGCUACCCAGCGAGCAGCUACGGCCACGACGCCUCCGUCUACGCCGACCACUCUGGCUACCACAAAUAAGCGGAUUCCGGGCGACCGAGCGAUCCAUUGGAGCAAGCGGACCUUCAAGAAAUGAGCGGAAGGAAAUUUAGCCACAUUUUCAAUUAAAUUCUACUCUCACACGGUCUCUGCUCCCACACCCACUCCAACUGUCUGCCCCCGCAAAACACAACAAAACAAACCCUAGGAAGAUGCACUUCCGCCCUGCCACUCUCUGUAGCUUUUAAGAACCCAGGACGAACAAAAAUGCCUUUUGUAAAUUAUUUCCAAUCCAGCCAUCCAAUGGAAACAGUUGUGUUGGAUGAGUGUCCCGUUUAGGGUAAACAGCAGCUAAAUGUUCGUAAAUUCCCAUAUUUAUGGACAUUUUAGCUGUCACGUUUAUCAGUGAAAGGUUACAACGCACAAUGAAUUGAAUAGACAGCUACUGAAAUACAUAUGUGACAAUCGUUUAAGGAUAAAUAAAAUAAAUCGUAUAAAAUACUA